ACUUGUUUUCGAUACCUUUCGUGCCAGCCUGCAUUUGAAAAACUUGACACUUCGAUGUGUUUUGCAUUAGAUGGUCAUUCAGCUCUUGGAUCUAAUUGGAUGUUUUUGAAUGAUAAUCUCAUCAAGGGUUCCUCUCCAGAUCACGUGGCUGCCCUCCAUCCCUUUCAUUAAUCGCAUUCUCAUCUUCCAGCUCAUUAAAUCUCACAUCUCUACCUCUUUCAGGCGGGUACCCCCAGUGAGCUUUUUGGACGAGAAUAGAGUUCCUUCAUGAGGCACCAUGUAUAAAAACGAUGCCUUUCAGGAUUACCCAUAUCGGGACUCAUAUAGGGACUCGGUGUUUACCCACAAUGACUACAACGCUACCCGAGCAAAGGCUUAUCGAAGCCCCUUGAGCCCUUUGAGCAAUCUGGACAGGGACAAUUCCUACUACUUCAAAGAUCAUACUUUGAAUAGUAACAACAGUACAGCCAUCAGUACGUCAAGCCGUAAGGACCUCAGCUCGGGGAGUCUAUCGCAUCCUAAUCGUGUCGUUAUCAGUUCAACUCUCGGUGGAAGUAUCCCAAGAACGCCAACCUCGCCACUCGCGGUGACCUCGCCCAUCUCACCCUUGACCCCAACACACAAAAUGAAUGGAUUCGUCAAACCGGUUCCUCUGGGCCAGUCGAAACCAAGUCUAAGUAACUCUAAACCCAGCUUACUUUCGAGAGCAGGGUCGAGGAUUACGCUAUACGGAAAAGACUUUGGAGUACAAAAUUCACUGGCGACGCUAGGACUAGUUGCUCUUCUGGCUCUAGUGUUCGGAGUCCUUGGAAUACAACUUUUGUUAAAGCUUUCCCACACUGCCACAGGAUCGGUCAAUCCCUCAACACUCGGAGGCAUACUAAACAGCUCCCUCUAUGAAAGUUUUCACGAAGUGGCAAUAGCGUUGGCGAGUGUCGUUCUCAUGAUAAAUCUCAGCUGUGUGUUGGUGUGCGUCAUGCAAUGUUACUUCGCAGCAAAACUAGUGAAAGUGCCACAAGGAGAGGAAAGGGCCUUCAAAUAUCUGAAAGAAUGUGCCAGCACUCGAUUUCUUGCAAUAACCGGAUUCUUCCUCUCGAUACCAGUCUAUAUCUCAGCUGUGAUUCUUCACUCACUUAUGGAACUAAAGAUUACGCCAGCAAUAAUAUCGUCAGCCAUCAUGGCCAUUGGACUACUGUUCUGUUCGGUUGCCGUCGUGCAGGCACUGUUCUAUUGGUUUAAAAAUAAACGGAAGGCGAAUGAAAAUGUUCCAGUUUUCGAGUCGAAAGAGAAGGAGAAAUCUGGAAAGUCGACACCUGCAAAUGGUGCAUCUGUCAUCAGUCAGAGUGAGCUCUCAACGCUCGUGUGACUAUCAUAGUAAAUUUCAUGUUGGACAUUGGAUUUAUCGCCGACAUUACAAGUGAUGGUGCCAUUUUCAAGACAGGAUUCGGAACUAUUAUGCUCAGCAUAAAAACUUUAUGGAAGGGAUAUUGAAAACAUCUUUCGCCAUCUUGUAAUUUGUGCCUGGUACUUUUUUCAACGGCGGACACUUUCAUUUUUGCAAACCUUAUUUGUGUGCAAAAUCUACUGCGUGGUUUAAAGUUAUCGCAUUUUAAGUAGAUAAUUGUGAAACAAAUUCAAGGUCGGUUCUGCUAUCCUUUCGAUUUUGAAAACUUAUCAUGGCAAACAAAAAACUGUUAGGUUGUAAGGCGUGCAUCUAGAGGGACAGCUAGGUUGCUUCACUCUAAUCUAAUCUACAAAGUUUGUUGGAAAAAUAAAACCGCCCGAGUUUUAGAAGACCAACAAAUUGUAAAACACUUUUUAAUUGCUCACCUAAUCAAUAAUCAGAAUAUGUAUCUGUAAAUAGCAUAAGGUAUUCAUGGUGCUAAAGUUAUAAUAUUGAUUAUCGAGUUUGUAUUGUUUGUUCCCUGAAUCAUCUACAGGAGGGAUUUCAUCAUGGAAUCUGCAUGCAAGCUAGUGUGCUGAAGGCUGAAUUGGAUGCAAGCCAAUUCGUUCAGAGGAAUCUUGCUUAUUGACUGCGAUAUUAAAUAAUCAAUUCUAAAACUCGAGAAGCGGUAAAGAGUGUAUUCAGCUCCUCUUCUUGGUUAGUUUCGCUAUCUGUACUGAAUUCAUCAAGACUAAUUUUACCAGUGAAAAACUGGGUUUGGUAGAUGGUGAAAAAACAAAGUUUUUGAGGGAUAUUUUCUUCGAUAUUUACGUAAGUGGAACAUAGCAAGUUUUUUUAAACUGUAUAAAAUGUCAGCAGAUACUCCGACAAAAGUUGAUGUGGUAAAAUUUUAAUUGUUUGGAUUGGAUACUUCCUGACUCUCAAGCAUUUGUGUCAACACUAUAGAGCCCCACAAGUGAUUUAGCGAUCUCAAAGCAUUGCGGGUCAAGUUGGAUUGGAUAAAGACUUCAAGUCAUUGUCCUGUAAACUUUUUAUGAACUUUUCUACAGAGGCGGGUAUUUUUUAGUGACUGUAUAUGAUAAUGAAAUGCAUGAACCUGUUUUAAUUCCUGUUGGGUUGGGGGGAUGUUUGUUGAUUAUUAUAAAAUACCUCAUUUUGUUCGUAAUUGGAUAAUUUAAAAAAUUUCCCAAUCAUGCCUUGUAAAUAAUCAUAAUUAUAUUUUCUAUGCAACCUUUAAAUACCGUGCAUACC
Lineus longissimus is the source of this 2656-nucleotide messenger RNA. RefSeq lists its product as uncharacterized. The transcript has 4 exons. NCBI's taxonomy places the organism in Eukaryota, Metazoa, Nemertea, Pilidiophora, Heteronemertea, Lineidae. The record is from RefSeq and is a predicted model, not a curated record. Bases 278 to 1366 code for a protein of 362 amino acids.